AUAUCUAGAAUGGAAAACCAAGACUUUAUUUUCCUUAUCUCAAAUCAUGCUGAUUUAACAUGGAUGAGCCUCUUCUCUCAAGAACAACAGCAGAAGAGUCCAGCAGGCGACCAGGAAGAGAACUCUCCUCUAGUUACCUUGAUCUUGGCCAGUCCCUACGUCAAUCGACAUCACACCUUGUCACUAAUGAUGUGAUUAUCCCCAUCAUCACAACACCAAACACUUCUUCAUAUGUAAAUCUCAUUGCCAGUUUGAACAAAAAGAAAACAAGACUCCCUUACCGAUCUCAUUCGGCUCCAUCGUUGUUUACAGAUGCCAGGGAGACUUUUGCAGAUUCUUUAGACCCCAGACCUGGCUCGAAAUCAACUCCUUUGAUUGUUCGGCAGGCUUUUGUUGGCGUAUUCUUGUAUGUAGUGGUUGUUGUGUUGAUUUUCCUCGUCAGUGGCCGCUUCAGGGGCACCGCAACAUUCAAGCCAGUAGAUGCCUUGUACUUCACAGUGGUUACACUUUGCACCAUUGGCUACGGUGAUAUCGUUCCAGAUACAACUUUUACCAAGUUGUUUACUUGUGGUUUUAUCUUGGUUGGUUUUGGUUUCAUCGAUAUUUUGUUAAAUGGAUUGGUCACGUAUAUUUGCGAUAAGCAAGAAGCCGUUCUGUUAAGCACCAUGGAUGGGAGCACGCCCACCACCAUGGUUCAAGGUUAUAUGAUAGACAAAGCUAAAGGAAGAAUGAGAAUCAGAACGAAAGUGGUCUUGGCUUCGGCAGUGGUCAUUGUUUGCAUUGCGGUAGGAACUAUUACAGUGCACUACCUGGAGAAGUUGGAUUGGGUUGAUAGUUUUUAUCUGGCUGUUACAUCCGUGACAACCGUAGGCUAUGGGGAUUACGCUUUCACAACCAUAACUGGAAGAUGUUUCGCCAUUAUUUGGCUGUUAGUUAGCACACUGGCAGUUGCCAGGGCUUUUUUGUACCUGGCUGAGCUAAGGAUUGACAAGAGGAAUCGCAGGAUUGCAAAAUGGGUUCUUCAGAAAAAGAUGACACUGGGCGAUCUAGUAGCUGCAGACCUCGAUAAUGAUGGAUCCAUCAGGAUUUUCUUUAUCGCAGUUGCGGGCAACCAAGAUAGAAGUUAAGAGUAGCUAUCAGCCUAUCAUUGUAAGCUAAAGGAAAAGAGUGUGUUCGGUUCCAAAUCAAUGGAGCUUCAAAUUCAAUACUGAUAAACAGAUACAGAUGAAACAACUUGGUGCAGUGGCCAUGCUUGACCAGAAAAUUUGUUCAGUUCAACAACCGAAAUCAAAAUUAUGUGUGAAUUCUAACAUAAAAUGGAUAAACAAUUCUCUGAAUGUACAGAAUGCUUCCCAAGACUUCGAAUGAUGAGAACAGUACUCAAAAGCACAACCUCCCUGCUUCUGCGAAAAAACUUUGUAGAUGAUGCAACCAGUUAAUUGAGCAGAUCUCUCUCAGUUUUUGGUAUUUGUCAAUCAGAUUAUGCAGCAUGUUUAAGUUUCAAUGCAAUCAUUCCAAAUUGCUCAAACUUUAUGAGCUUAAUAUGUGUUGUUGGUUGCAGCAAAUCUGAAUUUGUAAUAUACAAGCUUAAGGAGAUGGGGAAAAUAGCAGAGAAAGACAUCCAGCAGAUCUGCAACCAAUUUGAUUCAUUAGAUAGUACCAACUGUGGCAAAAUCACUCUUGCCGAUCUCAUGUAAAGUGACGAUAGUUAAACAGGUUUUGCUAUUGGAACAGGCCAACCAGAUUUUGCCUCGCUGAUAA
Molecule: messenger RNA, 1761 nt
Organism: Populus nigra (black poplar)
Lineage: Eukaryota; Viridiplantae; Streptophyta; Magnoliopsida; Malpighiales; Salicaceae
Product: two pore potassium channel c-like
Exons: 2
Coding region: 60-1127 (355 amino acids)
Biological process (GO): potassium ion transmembrane transport; stabilization of membrane potential
Cellular component (GO): plant-type vacuole membrane
Molecular function (GO): potassium ion leak channel activity
Source: RefSeq, a predicted model, not a curated record